Paramecium sonneborni is the source of this 445-nucleotide messenger RNA. Lineage: Eukaryota; Ciliophora; Oligohymenophorea; Peniculida; Parameciidae. The record is from the annotation of a GenBank genome assembly.
UGAUGAUAAUUGUUAAUUUACUUAUUAUCUUAGUGAACACUUAAAUUUUGGAUACACUAGGUUAUUAAUAUAAAUUAGAAUCAAAUGGAUUUUCUAAUUUAGAAGGAAAAAAAAUCACUAUUAAAGAUUCAUGCAGAAAAAUUAAAAUCCAAAAUCCAACAUUAAACUCAAAAGCUAAUAAAGAUGAAUAUUACUUUUUAGUCAAUUUAACUUGUAAUGAUAUUGUGGACGAUGAAGAGUUUUUUAAUCAAGAAAGAGAUGUUGGAAAUUCAACUAUUGAUGCAAAUUCAUAACCAACUAAUAUUUCAUCUUAUUAAUGCACACUUAAUGUAACAUUUGAUAAUUCUGAGCAUUGCUGUUGUCCUAAUAGAAAAUAGUAAAAUAAUAUUUAAAUUAGUGGUUUUCAAUCUAAAAUCCUGAAUUGACAGCAAUAAUAAUUAUACCC